AUGACGCGAAUGGUGAAGCAAGUGUGGAAGCAUAUGCAGAACCCUCGGGUCCCUAUUUCCCAGGCCAAUCAAUCAUCAUGCACUGCAAAGUCACUGGAGAUACAACUACAUUCUGCACCUGGAACCCCCCAUAUGGAGCAGCCAUUUUCCCGGAGUGUGAGCAGCAGCAGGACGAAAGAAUGCACUUUCAGAAUCAAGAGUGCCAGUGACUUCGAGAAUGGGAAAUGGACUUGCAGCCCCUCCUUGCGUGGUGGCAAUUCGAAAAGGAGCGACCCUGUUGAUAUUCUUGUAGCACGACCACCGGAAUCUAUAGGUAUUCAGGUGUCUGAAGUCCUAAGGGAUGCUAACCACGAAAUCCUACAGGCACAAAAUCCAGUCAACUUCACUUGUGAGGUGGAAGGCAUUCGCCCUGAUGUUGAGAGCAUCCAGUGGUAUAUUGUGAGGGAAGAUGGAAGUGAAGACCCUUUGACGCCGUCUCACACUGAGCUCCUCCGCAACAACAAAACCUUUGUCUCGGCUGACUUUUCCUCUUACCCAGGAAUGCCGAAUCAAGGGGUGCAGCAGAUGAUGGUCUUUAAUGUAAAUGCCACUUUUAGCCAUGUCAUCUCUCCUCAGGACAAUGGGAGAAAUUUGGUUUGUCGUGUGACUCACAUGCUGCUUCAUCCUGCCAAUAAUUCUGCCUCUACUAAGUUGGAAGUACAAUAUGUCCCUGUAGUGCAUAUGGAUGCCUGGAAGACAAAGAACUUUGACCCCAAUGGAAAUAAAUUUUAUCUACCACCAGGCACAAAAGGAGAGAUCACUGUGCAUUUCCUUGCCAAUCCACCUAUCUCUGCUCCAGAAAGGGAGGUUCAGUGGAUCCUUCGCAAUAGUGUUACCUUGAAUAGUGGGGAAGAAUAUGGGAAGGUCAAGGCUGGUCCUGUCACUCGUGCUCCGAGUGCGAGGGAUGAUCUGUAUGAGACCACAUUGACUAUUGACCCAGUGGGCCGUGAAGAUGCAACUGAUGGUUACCUUCUUCGACUUUACUCCUCCUCUGUUUCCCUGAAUGCACAAGAGCCAUACACAGAGUUUAAAUUUGGGGUUGAACUUGCGGACAGACCCCCUGCUACAGUAGGCUCUAUUUUCUACUAUCAUUACAAACAGAAAAAAGUUAGGAACAUCACAUUGUCCAAGGAGGAAACGGACCGAUUCUUGAGAGGACAACCCGAGAGCUUGAAUCCAAUGAUGGGCCUUAGCGAACAAGCGCAUCUGCUGCCAUUCGAAGAGCACUGGCACUUCCCUGCUGAAAAACUGAAACUCGGUAAGGACCCGUACCCCCAAUCUGGCGGAUAUGUUAAGAAGGUAGAUUCCAUCGCAAUAGGAGAAGUCCUCGGCAGUGGCGCAUUCGGUUACGUACUGAAGGCCGUGGCUGUUGGGAUCUGUCCUCCGGAGCCCAAAACGAUAGUGGCCGUGAAGAGAAGGAAGCCUCUCUCCAGUCUGGAGAAUUAUCAGACCCAUUUGAUGGAGGUGAAGAUCAUGAGUCACCUCGGAAUGCACUUGAAUGUCGUCAAUUUCCUUGGAGUAUGCACCAAAGAUGUGGCACAUGGGGAUCUGAUGAUGAUCGUGGAAUACUGCCCUUUUGGGAGUCUGCAGAAGUACCUAAGGGCAAAUGUAUCGCACUUCAUCGAUCAGAGAGACCAUCCCAUCGGAACGCUUACUGGCAACACCUGGAGACAGCAGCAUCACACCCAUGAUUCUGAAGAUGCUGAACUCAAAACUGAGAGAGAAGGAACACACGGAUCGUUCCAGCCAACAACUCCUUCUCGUCUAAACAGCGAAUGGGUUGUGAAAUACGUCGCGGUUGCAUCCCCAGCGACUGACUCCGGAGGAACCGAAGAUGUACUCCAAAAGGAUUCCAUUGCCUCUGACUCUGGAAUUCUGCCGUAUUCGAGUCGAAGUGAGAGUGAUUCAAAAAAUGCUGCGCUGAAGGGGAACGCCAGCCAUAAGUCCUUAGAAGGAAGUGCUCGCUCAAGACAAUUCACGACUAGUAAUCUCGUCUCUUGGGCCUACCAGAUAGCUAAAGGCAUGGAAUACUUGGUUUCCCGAAAGGUUGUCCAUAGGGACCUGGCCACGAGAAACAUUCUACUUGCAGAAGAAAACAUCGUGAAAAUUUCCGACUUUGGCCUCGCUAGAGACAUCUAUGAGGGUAAUCAGUACGCCCAAAAGGGGGGUGGUCCAUUGCCGAUAAAAUGGAUGGCCUUGGAGUCCCUCACACAGGACAUGGUUUACACAAGCAAAUCGGAUGUUUGGGCGUAUGGAGUAACACUUUGGGAAAUGUUCAGCCUUGGGAAGACACCAUAUCCUGGAAUGAACGGCGCAGAGCUCGUCCGGCUUCUCCAGACGGGCUACCGCAUGGAGGCACCUCGGUUCGCCGAUCAUCAUAUCUACCAAAUAAUGACGAGGUGUUGGGAUGAAGAUCCAAAAGAUCGACCGACCUUCUCCGCGUUGAGUGCAUGGUUUGGGGAAAUGCUACAUGAGUCUGAACGUCUUCACUACGUGGAAAAGAGCGAGGCGUUCGCGAAAAAGAACGAAGAAUACUUCCGGACCAAGACGGACUACCUAAAAAUGAUGACAAUUGAUCCGGAAGAUGGAUACCUGGCACCACUGAGAAAAAAGUAUGGAGAUGAAGAUGUUUCAAUUGCAGCCGAAAAUGUGAAAUCGGAGAAUUUUCAGCCAAAUAUGGAUUAUCUACUGAAUAUGAGAACCAGGACAAAAUUGGAUCACGUGCGGGCAAGACAGGAACCACAAGGGCAAAAAGAAAAUCCUAUGGUAUAUGCAAACCUCAAAGACGACGCAUUCUACGGGAACGAGGAAAAACGUCACAGAGGACCAGAACACACUGAGAAUCAAUAUUCGGAGAUUACUGUAGCGGUGAAUACGAAAUAAAAGCCAAGUAAUGUCGAAGCACCACUGGAUCGUGCAUUUCACGAGUGGAAAUGGAUCGCCCCAAAAGUCAAGGAAGUACGGUGAAAACAAGCCAAUGAGCAUGCAAUUGCUCUCAUUUAUCCUCAUC
Molecule: messenger RNA, 3049 nt
Organism: Darwinula stevensoni
Lineage: Eukaryota; Metazoa; Arthropoda; Ostracoda; Podocopida; Darwinulidae
Source: the annotation of a GenBank genome assembly